This is a messenger RNA of Crotalus tigris (Tiger rattlesnake), 7701 nucleotides long. It is a transcript of the gene KCTD16, whose product is annotated as potassium channel tetramerization domain containing 16. The record is from RefSeq and is a predicted model, not a curated record. The transcript has 4 exons. Gene Ontology annotation, biological process: regulation of G protein-coupled receptor signaling pathway; protein homooligomerization. Gene Ontology annotation, molecular function: protein binding. Bases 674 to 1957 code for a protein of 427 amino acids. Gene Ontology annotation, cellular component: postsynaptic membrane; presynaptic membrane. NCBI's taxonomy places the organism in Eukaryota, Metazoa, Chordata, Lepidosauria, Squamata, Viperidae.
AUGACCAGUGGGACAGCAAACAGUGAUAUUGUUAGAAGCCAUUUAUGUCCUUUAUAAAUCUCUCCUUCUGCCCACCAAAUUCUAAUUAACAUCCAAUAAAAUGCUACUUACCAUACAUCCAACAAACAUAGGAUCAAAAACUACCCCCUCCCCAAAUUGUGAAACUUUGCUUUUUGUCUAUAUCCAAAGCAGAACAAGGAAAAACUAUCCUCAUUUGUCUUGGGAGGCCAUACCAACAUUGGAUGCUGCUAUCAUAAGUUUUCAACCUGCCACAACCACAGUGCUGCUUCAGGAGCUGCUUAGAACAUGUUGUUGCUGCCCUUCGGAAGAACAGCAUGCAUCAACGUAACCAAGGCUCUUGUGAAUAACAGGGAUCGUGAGUUGGUCAUACUAUUUUGGGCUUUAGUGGAAGAUUAUUUGAUUGCCUCUUGUGACGUGAGCUUUCUUCAUCCACCAGUUUUUACGAUCAUCCUUUCUAGGAAAAACUGAAAAAGACAACAACAAUAAUUCCACAUCUUCCUUUCCAUUUUCCCUCCCCCCCCCAUUCCCGCAGAUCCCAAGCUCCUUAAAUGUUAGGAGAUCCUUGGGGGAACGGAUCUCGGCACCUUGUUGAAACCUUGGGUGUCAGUGGGAGCUCUGCCAUAACUUUUGGUUGGUUGGUUUUGAAAGUACCAUGGCCUUGAGUGGAAACUGCAGAACGUACCUCCCUCCUAGAGAACAAGCAACUGCUGCACAACCCUUCCCAGAGGUGAUAGAGCUGAACGUGGGGGGCCAGGUUUACUUCACUCGCCUCUCCACCUUAACAGGCCUUCCGCACUCCCUGCUGUGGAAAAUGUUCACUUCCAAAAGAGAGACAGCCAAUGACCUGGCCAAAGAUUCCAAGGGAAGGAUUUUCAUUGAUCGAGAUGGAUUCCUAUUCCGUUACAUUCUGGACUAUCUCAGGGACAAGCAGGUGGUCCUGCCCGAUCAUUUUCCAGAGCGAGGAAGGCUGAAGAGGGAAGCCGAGUACUUUCAGCUCCCAGAUUUGGUCAAACUUCUGACGCCCGAUGAGAUCAGGCAAAGCCCUGAUGAUUAUUGCCAUAGUGACUAUGAGGAGGUUUCCCAAAGCAGUGACACAAGAAUAUGUGCCCCUUCAUCUCUCAUGGCCUCGGAGAAAAAGUGGGGCUUCGUUACCAUUGGCUACAGAGGUUCAUGCCCCGUGGGCAGGGAGACCCAAGCAGAUGCCAAAUUCAGAAGAGUCCCGAGGAUUUUGGUUUGUGGCAGGAUUGCUCUCGUCAAAGAAGUUUUUGGAGAAAGUUUGAAUGAAAGCAGAGACCCGGACCGAGCUCCUGAUAGAUACACCUCUAGGUUCUACCUGAAGUUCAGGCACCUGGAACGGGCUUUUGAUAUGUUGUCAGAAUGUGGAUUCCACAUGGUAGCCUGCAAUUCCUCUGUGACGGCUUCUUUUGUCAAUCAGUAUACUGAUGAUAAAGUGUGGUCCAGCUACACAGAAUAUGUCUUUUAUCGUGAACCAUCCCGAUGGUCAUCCUCACACUGUGACUGCUGUUGCAAAAAUGGCAAAGGUGAUAAAGAAGGUGAAAGUGGCACAUCCUGCAAUGAACUCUCCACCUCUAGCUGUGACAGCCAAUCAGAAGCCAGCUCCCCUCAAGAGACUGUCAUCUGUGGCCCAGUCACUCGCCAAUCCAAUAUACAGACUCUGGAUCGACCAAUCAAGAAAGGCCCCGUGCAGCUCCUUCAGCAGUCUGAAAUCCGGAGGAAAAGUGACCUGCUCCGAACUCUAACUUCUGGCUCUAGAGAAUCCAACUCUAGCAAAAAAAAAGCAGCAAAAGAAAAGCUCUCCAUUGAGGAAGAAUUAGAAAAAUGCAUCCAGGAUUUCCUCAAAAUCAAAAUACCAGACAGGUUUCCAGAACGAAAACAUCCCUGGCAAUCUGAACUUUUACGGAAAUAUCAUCUAUAGGAAUGGGGUUACGCCAAGGGAAAUCACCUGUGCAUCUUUAGAAAUAGGAUGAUGGGAAAGAAUAAUAAUAACCUAAGUCACACAUAAAGAACCCAUUGCUAUGUCCUGCCUAAUUUGCCUAUUUCACCAAAGCAAUUCUAGUUUCAUGUAAACAAUGAGAUAGGAGGAAUAACAAUGCACUCAUUUGUUAGGCUGUUAACAUACAUCAAAUGCUUGCAGUGCUAUCUGCACAUUGAAAUCAAAUGCUAAAGAUCAUUUACACUAUGAUUUAUGACAGCACCAAUCAAUUAGAGAGGUAAAAAUCUAAAAUAAGGCAGAAUCCUGGCAGGUGGUAAUUUUUUUUAAGCUGCAUGCACUCCUGAAAUCUUUUCAAAACAUUAUUUAUCCACAGCCAGGAUAGGCAGAGGCCAAGAAUUCUGAAAUUAAGAAACUGUCGUUCCAGUUUACAAUAGGAGACACUAUGUAUACUUGUCUGUCUCUCUGCCACUGUUUUUACCUUUUAACUGUGCUUUCUCUGAAAAAUAUUGCCUACAAUCCUUUGGUGACCAAUUUAUCUUGGGCUCUUCUUCUUCUUGAUGGCUGAUUUGUUCUUUUGGAUAUUUUAAUUUUUGUAUGUGUGAAAGCAGUCUGUGGUUGCUACCUGGGGAUACUUCUGAAUUUGCUUUGUCUGCAUACCAUGAACAUCUCUGGGUACAGGAGUCUGUCAGCUUAGAAACAUCUGAAAUCCAGCUGCAGGCAGGUGAUCACAAUUAUGUUUCCUUGUUGAAGGUCAUGCUCAGCCUUUGGUCUUUUGGAAUAGGAACGGGGAGAACCAGACCAAAUUGGAUUUCUUUAUAUUUAAAUAAAAUCAUGUAUAGUUAAUACGAUGUCCCCUUCCUCGAGUACUUACUAAUUUCCCUUUUUCUCACAUUCAAAAUUAUCAUUAAAGUUUAAAGAGACCACCUAUGGCCUUCUGCUGGAUGCUUCUGCACUCAGUUGAAAUGGGCAUGCAAAAAUGGGAUAUUUAUGUGCAACUGUAAUGAGGUUUUUUUUUCCUGUUUUGCCUUUAGCUGUUUUUCUACAAGCUCAGAUCAAAAUUGAGAAAUUCAGAGAAGUUUAAAACUCAGUUGGGAAUCAUCGGGGGCAAUGGCUGACAAGAAAUUGGUGGGAAUUCUAGAAUAUAUACAGACAUGAUCUAUGCGUUUUCUGAAUUGCCAGCUUGUUUUUGCUAGCCUUGGUCCUGUUUUAUAAUAGAAAGUGAAUAUGCAUACAGAAAUUAAGCAGGAGAUCUUUUAAUCUCCUACUCAUAUGCGUAUCAGGUAGAGAUAAAAGAGUGGCGCACCUUGUGCCCAAUAAUUGUACUUUAUUGAUUUGCUUCAGUGGCUAACAUCUCUAUAAAUUGUAGGCUCUUUUGACUAGCUAUGUUUCCUUUCAACAAAGGCUUCUCAUAUAUUCUAUAUAUAAGGGUGAUUUAAAAAAAAAAAUGAAGAAGAAGGCAGACUACUGAAUAGAAGGAUGUGGAUUAUUUUCCUUCUCUUUCUGGAGCAAGUAUCAGUAUGAUUUAUAUAAAUUUGUCAGGCCUUGCAGUUAAAAAAAAAAAACAAAACUAAAGUGGGAAAUGCAGGCUCUCAGUUCCCUUCAAAACAGAUGUCAUUAGAAAAAAAUCACAGGCCUAACAUUACAAGGUGCAUUUUUGCAUUGUGGUCUGCAGGAAAUUGAUUGUCCCAGUGACAGACAACAUACCACUCUGGCUGCCUUCAUCUGAAGACGAAAUUAAAGAUUGAAAAGAGUCCACAUGCACUCAGCUAAUGGAAGCAGCCUGCUUGGCACUCUAGAAAUUCCCUUGAAGGAGACAAAAGUUCAUUAAUGAGCAUCUUCUGCAUCCAGAGCAUUUAAUGAAGGAGAGGAAGGUACUAAUCAUGUUUCUUUUGUGGGAGUGGGUGUGAUUUUAGGAAGAAAUUCCUCUAUAAGAACAGGGUUGAAAGCUCAAACAUAUAGCUGACUCUCAUCUAAUUUCCAAAGUAGCAAUUUCUUCAUGGAAAUUUAAAUGGUAUUAUAUGGGUGCAGAUGCCUGUUAUUUUGUCUGCUCAUCAAUACUUUUGUGACACAAAUACAGUUUUGAAUAAUAAUCCUGAUAGGAUUAGAUACAUAUGUAGUCCUUCUUUCCUUAAACCAAUGAAAUCCAUCAAAUGUAAAUUAUCCCAUGGACUUGAAUAGAUUUAUUUUUUAGAUUGUUUGUUCUGGUAAUUGUUGCUAUUAGCUACUUUAUCCCAGAUUUGUUCAAAAAAGCUGACACUAUCAAGUAAGAAUAUGAUAAUUCCCUACUUCUGUGGUAAACCAAUAAGUUUCAUGACUAAUGGGGAUCUGAAUUUACUUUCCACAUUCUAGGGAAACCCCAUUUGAGCUCUGUCAUAAAUUAAGUCUCUCUUUCUCUCUCCUUGUAAUUUUGUGGAAGCAAUAUUUAGCAUUAACAACAUUUUUAACAACAUGUUAAAGAAGCUAUUCAUACCAGAGAUAUAUAUUGAUUUAAUUAACUGGGGGAUACUUGGAUUAAAGUGAGUUAAGUCUAGGCAUUCUGGAAACCACUUUCUCUCUGUCUCUGUCUGUCUCUGUCUCUGUCUAUCUGUCUGUCUGUCUGUCUCUCUCUCUCUUGCAAAUCUGUCUGGAAAGUCUAAGAUAUAAUUAUGCUUUGGACAAUAUCUUCCAUCAUAUAAAGAAAUGGUUUUCUAUAGAAUGUCUACAAUGCUAAUUUAAACUAUAUAGAUUUAUAAAUUAUUUUGAGCAGGGCUUAAACCAUGUCUCCUGGCUUUAUAAGUAUAAUUUUUCUUCCACAGUUUGGCAAGUAAAUUAUUGAUGAAGGGAAAAUUGUGAGAGACUCUGAAAGGAUAAUUAGCUAGGUCAAACAUGCCUUUUACUCAAAUAUAUAGUAGUAGCUUUUCUGCAUAUAGAACACAGCUGUAUUCUAUAGCUGGUACACUAACAGUGGCAAACCUACUGGAAACUAAAUCCCAUUGAGUUCAGUGUUAUGUUUGUCCAGGUAAAUGUCUAAAAGACAGUGCUUCUAGGAGCAGCUAAACUGAACAGCUUUUUCUUGUGAGCCAUCUCAACUUCUCUUGCACAACAUGCAGGUGCACUCAUGAAUGCAUACACAGAUAUAAAAAUGUUGCAAAGUGGAAAAAUGCUACCAUGAUUUAAUACCAUCAAGUUACAUCUAAAUAUUAUAGUAAAGAUUAUAUGGUUCUUCCAUCUCCCUCUAUCCUUUGGUAAGUUGGGAGAUGAGGACUGGCCACACAAAGGAAGAUUUGAAUUUGUGUCUCAUAAUCUAACACUUUUAUGCAAAGAUGGAGACAUUGCUGAUCUCUGGAUGUUGCUGAUCUAAGGCUGUCAGCAUUUUCUGUUGUUAGCUAUACUGGAUAGGGUAUUAGGGACUGUAGUUCUACAAUACUUCUACUUCUUCAAUAGUACAUUAUACCAUCUACAUUGGAUCACUCACCAUUGUUGGAAUGGUGUUCUUAUUAUUGUUUUUUUUUUUUUUCAUUAGUGCUAUUUUGGCUGAAGGUUCUUACAUACAUAUUUGCAAGCUUCGGGGUCUGCACCAUUGGGGGAUUCUAUUAUAUGAAUCUGCCCAAUUAAUAAAGGACUUAAGCUAAGCUAAUGUUAGCAUUUUUUAGCCAUGUCUAAUAGAGUAACAUUAGGAUAAAAGGCAUGCCAGGAAAGUUUGUCGUGAUAUCAAUAUGAUAGGGAAAAAUAAUGCAUCAUAACAUACCUGGCCUCAUUAUUUAAGAAUGCAGUUUAUAUAUUAUUUUAUCAGAGAAGAAAGAAUGCAGCCAAUGUAUAGCAACACAGGAAAAAUUCAGAUGUGCAGCACAUGCACACACACAUUUUCAGCUUACAAAUUAAAAAAAAAAUCCUUUAAAAUGUAAAGGUAUUCAAAUUUAAAGUGGAAAUGGGAGCAAUUAAAAAACUAAAAUCAUCAAUACACUGAUAUUCACCAUUUGGGUUGGGGGCAUACGUGAAAUAGAUAAAUGAAAUGCUAAGUUUUCAAAAGCUUACAUUCCGCAUCUCCCCCCCCCCCAAGUGUGGACUCAAACUGGCUCACAAAAUCAAUGACAACAUAAACAGCAAGCAAGAAUAAGAAAUAAAUUGCUUAAAAAUAAGCAUAUGGAAGUCCUGAAAGCUAUGAAAAGAAAUCGAUAAAGGUUAGUUUGCAAAUGGAAAGAGGGCAGUUGAAUUGUCCCAAAACAGUAGCCAGGAACAAGAGUCCCAAACCUUUAGUAACAAACUGAGAUUUGACAUCUACAUAUUCAUGUUCCAUAUUUGCCUCGUUAAUAUUUGAGCUUAAGAGGUCAUUAAGAAGUUUGGACUGAGGAGGGGCAGUAUUGGAUUUCCCCCUCUAAUUAAUCUUGACUGCUGGGAUAUGAGGUCAAAGUAGCAAACUGUGCCCUUGUCUUAAUGAUCAAUGUUCAAACCCACAGGAGACUUCUAAUGAAGUCUAUAAACAAAAUCUUGUAAUGGAAUAAAUCUAAUUGACUGCUAUGGGGUUUGGACCUAUCCACAGGCAUUUAGGCAAACUUAGAGUUGCCUGGUCUAAAGCAUUUUUCUCUUCAAAAAGAACAGUCUCUGUAAAUUGCAAGUCUGUUCUACUCCUAAUGCCAUUGUUUCUACCUCUAGCUAUACAAAUAACAGUAACAACAAUAAUAAUACAUCAUAGAGAGAAUAAGAACUUAAAGCCCAAACUUAGUGAAAGAAAUAUCAUUGAGGCAAUUAAAACCUGAGCAAUUCUAGCCAUUAGAUACACAGUUGGAAUAGUGAGCUGGACUCAAGCAGAACUAAAAGCCCUGAAUACGAAGACCAGAAAGAUAAUCACAAUGAACCGUGCCUUCAUCCAUCAGUAAUAUUGACAGAUUAGUUUUCAAUGGAUAGAAAUUAAUCAAUGAGAGAACCAACCUAAGGAAAAAUUUCCUAACAGUGAGAACAAUCAACCAGUGGAACAGCUUGCCUUCAGAAGUUGUGGCGGCUUCAAUCACUGGAGGUUUUUAAGAAGAGAUGGGACAACCAUUUGUCAGAAAUGAUAUAGGUAUAGGUAAUGGUAUAGGUCCUCUCCCCUUCCAACUCUGUUAUUCUGAUUCUAUUUGCUAAGGAAAACAGGUGGGUAUGGAAUGUUGCAAGUGCACCGGACAGUUGAAGAAAAAGAAAAAAAGAGCAUUGUAAAAUAUCUGAAGGAAAGUGAAAAAGAUGCACCAAAGUUAGUAUACUGUGAAGGCUUACUGAGUACCGGAGAGACCAAUCUGCCCUAAAAGAAAGACCAAAUGAAGAAUGGAAAAGAGACAUGGCAAGAAAAAGUAUUACAUGGCCAAUAUAUUAAAAAGCUAGCAGGCCAAGCAAAUAAUAAUAAUGGCUAAGAGCAGGAAAAUUAAGUUAAUUGCUGCAAAACAUCACACUGAUGGACUACAAACAAUAGCAAGACAAAGUAGCAAUAAUGAUGCAUUGGAAAAUCUGCAAGAAAUAUAAUUUGCCUGCAAGCAAGAACUGGUGGGACCAGAAGACAGACAAUAUAGUAGAAAAAUAAGAAGCUAAAGUGCUUUGGGACUUUAGAAUUCAAGUACCUGACACAUAACACCCAGAAUUAACAGCUGUCAAUAAGAAAGAGGAAAAAAAAUCUGACUAGUGAACAUGGCAGUGCCUGGAGACAGCAGAAUAGAAAAAGAACUGAAUAAAAUUACAAAAAUUACAAAAUAUAAAGACCCACAAAUAGAAGUAGAAUG